This is a messenger RNA of Hyaloscypha bicolor E, 2002 nucleotides long. RefSeq lists its product as uncharacterized. The transcript has a single exon. Gene Ontology annotation, molecular function: DNA-binding transcription activator activity, RNA polymerase II-specific; transcription cis-regulatory region binding. Gene Ontology annotation, cellular component: nucleus; RNA polymerase II transcription regulator complex. The coding region runs from base 153 to 1718 and encodes 521 amino acids. NCBI's taxonomy places the organism in Eukaryota, Fungi, Ascomycota, Leotiomycetes, Helotiales, Hyaloscyphaceae. The record is from RefSeq and is a predicted model, not a curated record.
CUCCUCCACAACCUCGCUCUGGGAAUUCUGCGCCUUCACGACGACUGCUCCUCCUUCGCAGGCCGUAGAUGGUGUCCCGUCACCCAGCGUCUAGUGUGCGACGUUGAUCUCGUUCUCGUUGUACGACAUCUCGAAUCCGCUCGAUUAGCGACAUGGCGUCGCCUGCGGUGUCGACCCCUUCCAGCGCAGCCUCCCCUGCAAAUAUUGCCCCAGCACUUCCAACUAUCGCAAUCAAAGCCGCAAAUGCGGCGAAUAUGGCUAAUAUGGCUGCCAUCGCGCCAGCAUCAGGUAUCGCCGCUCCUUCGCUCGUAACGACGAAGGAAUGGGUCAUCCCGCCGCGCCCGAAGCCUGGUCGGAAACCGGCGACAGAUACACCCCCGACGAAAAGAAAAGCACAGAAUCGAGCUGCCCAGCGAGCAUUCCGAGAGAGGAGGGCUGCUAGGGUUGGAGAAUUGGAGGAACAGCUGGAGGAGACGAAGGAGGAGCAGCAGAAACGCGAGGCUGGCUUGAGGACGAAGAUUGUGAAGCUGGAGGCGGAUGUUGAGAGGUUCAGCGGCGAGGUUCAAUCGUGGAGGCUACGAUGUGAUACUUUGGAUCGGAUUGCGGAGUAUGAGAGACGGGAGAAGGAGGCUGCCCUUGCUGAGUUGGCUUACCUGCGAAAUGGGGCAAGGACAACGGGCACAGAUGCGGUUCCACUCCCUCCACGGCAUGUUCGACAGCAUGAGACCAAGGCCCCGCCACCGCAACUGUACCGGAAUCUGGUAGUCCAAGUUGAUGACAGUUCUUUUGGAUGUGGUGGAUGCACUUCUACAAGUAAUUGUGCUUGUGUGGAGCAGGCUCUGGCUAUCUCUACGGCCGGGUGUGGGAAGUGUACACCGGAGACACAUUGCGAAUGUUUGGAGGAAACUAUCAGAGCUGCAGCGGAGCUAUCUGAAUCAGCGGAACCCAAGAGAUCACACUCGCCGUCGACGGAAAACUACGCGGACAAGCGUCAACGUCACUCAGAUCCUUCUACGCCACUCGAAGUUGACUUCACGGCACAAUACUCCUCCAAGCCCACCCAAUCUUCCCAAGAACCACUCGUUCAGAUUACCCGACCACCAGGAGAGUCCUGUGGUUUCUGUGAGGAAGGAACAUAUUGCAUGUGCGCUGAGGCUGCGGCACAAGCAGCUUCCAAUCCUCAAGAUCAUCAGAACCGACUAGCACCUCUUUUGAACGAAGUUACUCCACCCCCCUCAGACACGGACUUGGAUGGAAAUGGAAUCAAGCUACCGUCACUACAGCCAAACCAGAUGCAUCGACCAGUCGCCACCACAGCGCCAGCCAAUUCCUGCGCCAAAGGUCCUGGUACAUGUCAACAAUGCCAAGCUGAUCCCAAGUCCGGGCUCUUCUGUCGGUCUCUCGCUGCAAUCCGUGCUACCUCUGGAUCAGCGGCUCCAGACGGCUGCUGCGGUGGUAAUGCCAACGGAGGAGGAUGCUGCAAGUCGUUGCCAACAGCUGCUCCAUCCCAGCCUCCACCUAGCUUGAGCUGCGCGGAUACCUACAAGACCCUCUCGACUCACAAGAACUUCGAUCAAGCGAGCGAGGAACUGAACGUUUGGCUUGGGAGACUACACGCUACACCGCCUGCUCAUGCUGGACGAGCGCCGAUGGAAGUCGAAGCUGCGAGUGUUAUGGGUGUGCUGAAGUUGUUUGAUCGAAGAUUCGGCCGGGGAUGAGAGAUGUUGAUGAAAAUGAUGUGAUGUAGACAUUACCAGCAUACUUAUCUGUGUAUUUGCAUUGGUAGUCAUGGGGAUGAUUGAGCUUGAUCUUCAUUGAAAAUUCGAGGAAGGAGAUUCGAAGUGAUCGGUUCUUGGGGGUGCAUCAUCGAGGGGUAGUCUUGGCACACCCGCUCACAUCCUGGCGUUCUGAUGGUGUUCAUGGCUGUACGGAAUACGGAGUAACCUUACAUAAUUGCAAAUCAAGCAUCUUUAUAUAAGUUGUGAAGACCAACUGUACAAGC